AUGGCCUCUCGUAAAUUGCUUCGAGCUGCUUCGUGGCGUUGCAAACCAGUCUCCCGCGUCCGCCUCACAUCUCUACAGGCUCGCUCUGAACACACCAGCACCAGCACCCGCACCGACUCUGAUAUUAGGUCCUUGGAUUCCAUCCUCAUAGCAAAUAGGGGUGAGAUUGCCAUCAGAGUCAACAGGACUGCAGCCAACCAUGGAAUUCGAACCACCACUCUCUAUACCAAUCCAGACGCCCUUUCUCAGCAUGCUCAUUCUUCUCCCUUCUCCUUCAACCUAGGUGCUACUGCCGCCUACCUCGAUCAAGAAAAGAUCUUGAGAAUCGCAAAGGAGCAAGGAUGUCAAGCAAUACACCCAGGUUAUGGAUUCCUGUCCGAAAAUACAGAGUUUGCCAAACGGUGCGCGGAGGAGGGCAUCACCUUUAUUGGUCCACCUGCGAGCGCAAUCGAAGAUAUGGGUGACAAAGCUAGGAGUAAGGAGAUCAUGAACUCAGCGGGUGUUCCAUGCGUACCUGGAUACCACGGCUCCGAUCAAGCACCAGAAACACUAGCAAAAGAGGCCGAAAAGAUUGGGUAUCCGGUCCUUAUCAAAGCUGUCCGAGGGGGCGGUGGCAAGGGCAUGAGGAUCGCCAAAACAGCCCAAGAGUUCUCAGAUAUGCUUGACAGUGCAAAGAGCGAAGCUAGAAAUUCCUUCGGCAAUGACGAAGUCCUUGUUGAGAAAUACAUUACUACCCCACGGCAUAUAGAAGUCCAGGUCUUUGCCGACAAGCAUGGAAAUUGCCUGGCUCUUGGUGAGCGAGAUUGCUCCAUACAGCGACGGCAUCAAAAAAUCCUCGAGGAAUCUCCCGCUCCUAAUCUGGAUGACUCAAUACGAAAAGAUAUUUGGGGGAAGGCUAGAGCUGCGGCACUUGCUGUCAAGUAUGAGGGAGCCGGAACUGUCGAGUUCAUCUUUGACAAUGAUUCAGGGGAGUUCUUUUUUAUGGAAAUGAAUACCAGACUUCAAGUCGAGCAUCCUGUUACUGAGAUGGUGACCGGCCUCGACUUGGUACAUUGGCAGAUCUUGAUUGCAGAGGGUCACAAAUUACCCUUGACCCAAGGCCAAGUUGAACAAGAAAUCUUGAAGCGAGGCCACGCUAUGGAAGCUCGAAUCUACGCUGAGAACCCCGACAAGGGCUUUAUCCCGGACUCUGGAAAUCUCCUCCAUGUCAGCCUUCCCAAAGAGACAGAAGAUGUACGUAUCGACAGUGGAUUUGUCCAAGGUGACGAGGUAUCCAGCCAUUAUGACCCGAUGAUUGCUAAGCUUAUCGUUCGGGCUGAUACUAGAGAGGCUGCUCUCCGCAAAUUGACUGUGGCUCUUCAAGACUACGAGGUCGCAGGCCCUGUGACAAAUAUCGACUUUCUCAAGAGAAUAUGCAGGUCACCGGACUUUGUGGCUGGUGAUGUUGAAACAGGGUAUAUCGAAAAGCACCGGUCAGAGCUUUUCCCGAAGGCUUCAGUCAGUGACGAGGUACUAGCUGAAGCUGCUAUAGCUUCAUUCCUCCAGUCGACAAAGCAGAGUUGUAGAUCCUCUCAGCCAUCAGCCCAAUCAUCAUCUCCCUCUUGGCUGACAACAUCCACGGACUUCCGACCACGAUCCUUCCACUUCCAAUCGGCGGACUUCGAGCCAGGUCCAGGUAAGACUCCAGAUGUGUACUCUGUCGAAGUCCACCAGACGAGUCCAGGACAAUUCUCAGUUUCCACACCAUCAAGCUCUUCACCUAUGGCAGUGACCUCGACACUAGACCAUUCGACAAACACUCUCACGACCUACUUUCCACAGACUCGGCACACCUCACGAGUUAUAUUCUCACCUUCUUCCGGGGCAAUUCACCUUUUCACCCCGGUGGGGUCGUACCGUUUGCAACCAUCGUCACCAGCGUGGCUCGCCAAAGCUUUGGGUGUAGUGGAGAAACCGAAUUCUUUGCUCUCACCUAUGCCAGCCAAGAUCCUUCGUGUUCUGGUUCAACCUGGUGAUAGAGUCAAGAAAGACCAGCCACUUCUCGUGAUUGAGAGUAUGAAGAUGGAAACGGUAAUCCGCAGCCCUGCGGAGGGAGUUAUUGUCAAGCGAAUCGUUCAUGGCGAGGGUGAAGUCGUUGGCAGUGGCGUUGAAUUAGUCGAAUUCGAGGAACAAGCACACGGGGAAGACCAAACUGCUUGA
This is a messenger RNA of Exophiala aquamarina CBS 119918, 2199 nucleotides long. Its product is annotated as 3-methylcrotonyl-CoA carboxylase alpha subunit. Gene Ontology annotation, molecular function: methylcrotonoyl-CoA carboxylase activity; ATP binding; metal ion binding. NCBI's taxonomy places the organism in Eukaryota, Fungi, Ascomycota, Eurotiomycetes, Chaetothyriales, Herpotrichiellaceae. Bases 1 to 2199 code for a protein of 732 amino acids. The record is from RefSeq and is a predicted model, not a curated record. Gene Ontology annotation, cellular component: mitochondrion. The transcript has a single exon.